AGAUGGCGGCGACAGCGGCGGAGGCCGUGGCCUCUGGCUCUGGAGAGCCCCGGGAGGAGGCCGGAGCCCUCGGCCCCGCCUGGGAUGAAUCCCAGUUGCGCAGUUAUAGCUUCCCGACUAGGCCCAUCCCGCGUCUGAGUCAGAGCGACCCCCGGGCAGAGGAGCUUAUUGAGAAUGAGGAGCCUGUGGUUCUGACCGACACAAAUCUUGUGUAUCCUGCCCUGAAAUGGGACCUUGAAUACUUGCAAGAGAAUAUUGGCAAUGGAGACUUCUCUGUGUACAGUGCCAGCACCCACAAGUUCUUGUACUAUGAUGAGAAGAAGAUGGCCAAUUUCCAGAACUUUAAGCCGAGGUCCAACAGGGAAGAAAUGAAAUUUCAUGAGUUCGUUGAGAAACUGCAGGAUAUACAGCAGCGAGGAGGGGAAGAGAGGUUGUAUCUGCAGCAAACGCUCAAUGACACUGUGGGCAGGAAGAUUGUCAUGGACUUCUUGGGUUUUAACUGGAACUGGAUUAAUAAGCAACAGGGAAAGCGUGGCUGGGGGCAGCUUACCUCUAACCUACUGCUCAUUGGCAUGGAAGGAAAUGUGACACCUGCUCAUUAUGAUGAGCAGCAGAACUUUUUUGCUCAAAUAAAAGGUUACAAACGAUGCAUCUUAUUUCCUCCGGAUCAGUUUGAGUGCCUCUACCCAUACCCUGUUCAUCACCCAUGUGACAGACAGAGCCAGGUGGACUUUGACAAUCCCGACUACGAGAGGUUCCCUAAUUUCCAAAAUGUGGUUGGUUACGAAACAGUGGUUGGCCCUGGUGAUGUUCUUUACAUCCCAAUGUACUGGUGGCAUCACAUAGAGUCAUUACUAAAUGGGGGGAUUACCAUCACUGUGAACUUCUGGUAUAAGGGGGCUCCCACCCCUAAGAGAAUUGAAUAUCCUCUCAAAGCCCAUCAGAAAGUGGCCAUAAUGAGAAACAUUGAGAAGAUGCUUGGAGAGGCCUUGGGGAACCCACAAGAGGUGGGGCCCUUGUUGAACACAAUGAUCAAGGGCCGAUACAACUAGCCUGCCGGGGGUCAAGGCCUCCUGCCAGGUGACUGCUAUCCCGUCCACACCGCUUCAUUGAUGAGGACAGGAGACUCCAAGCGCUAGUAUUGCACGCUGCACUUAAUGGACUGGACUCUUGCCAUGGCCCAGGAGGCAGGUGUUCGGGGCGAGGCAGGGCAGUUGACACUCCACUCCUAUUUGGAGGAACUUCAUACCCUUGCCUCUUGUGCCCCAGCACCUUCUGUCUCUGCCCCCCGCCUAAAGUCCUGCAUUCAGUGUGUGGAGUCCCAGCUUUUGAUUGUCAUCACGUCUGUGUGUAUGUUAGUCUGUCCACUUCGGAAUGUGUGUGCGUGUGUGUGCAUGCACACGCAUGUAUGUAUCUGUUCCCUGUUCCUUUUGGGUCAGGCUGUCACUUCUGGCUCUCAGCCCUAUCUCCUGCAACCUCAGUGCCUCAGCCUGGGAGAGAGAGAGGAGAUGCUCUUGGACUCCCCACUGCAUCUGGGCUGCAGGGCCAGAGCUAGUCUGACCAUUAGGUCAGUCUGCCUCCUGACAGUUUUUGUAUAGUCAUGCUCUAGGUGGUGUGGGAAUGGCUACUGGGACUAAUGGGGUGAAAGAGAGAGGAGGCUUGCCUUUGAGAGCCUAGAUAGCCUUCCUGUGAGAGAGGAUUAGAUAGGGUUCCAACUGGGCCUACAAGCUCAAGCCAUACAUAAAAGGAUCUUGGGACAUAAGAACCAAUGAUUGUGCAUAAGUUCCAAAUUACAGACACGUACAAUUUCUCUCUUUCAGCACCAGCUCUUGCCCCUAUGCUGGGUACCAAGGGAGUUCUCCUAGCUGUGGCUUCUCUAGGUUCUAGGAGUGCAAGCCUGUGUGUGUGUGUGUGUGUGUGUGUGUGUGUCUCUCUCUGUGUGUGUGUAUCCACACUACGGGUGCAAGCCUCUGUGUGUUUUUGUGUGUGUGUGUGUGUGUGUGUGUAUCCACACUGGCCAGCCUCCCUACUUACCAAGGUUCUCCACUGCUUACCUUUUCCAGUGGGACAGUACAGUGUGAGCCCCUGGGAAGUACUGCCUGACCUAUCCUAAGCUUUUAUACUUGGAUUUUAGCCAUCGUAUGUUAGCCAGGUCUCACUGCAGCCUGCCCGAGGCUAACUGGCUAGAGCCUCCAGGCCCUACAAUGCUCCCUGCCCAGGCCAUAUCCUUUACUCCUGUUGAGCUUCCUGGCUGAAUAGAUGAAAUGGGGUCAAGCCCAGGCAGCUCACUCACUACCUGUGAUCCACCUCAGGGCACGGGCAAACACAUAGGCUUGCCUCUUAAAGCCAGCUCCUCUGCCAGACGCCAUUGUAAUGUGCCACAACACCCUCAGUAGUCAGGGCAACUGGUAGAGCAUGGAAGUUGAAUUUCCUUUUCUGUUAGGAGCUACUCAUGGGAACCCCUCUCAGAGCUGCAGCUUACAGGUGGGCAGCUGUGAUUGCACAACUUGAAGGGCGAUCAUUCUCAUCUAUUCAGUGGGAGUGGGGCCUCUGGGAUUGGGCAGUGUGGUGGCCCUGUGUCUCCUCACCUCUGCUCCUGUCUUCCUUUUCUCUCUGGAAGGGAAGAGGAGUUGGAAGGUCUCUGGUUUUCUUUUCUUUUCUUUUUCCUUUUUUUUUUGCCAAAGGUUUACUUCCAGCAUCUGAGCUCUGGCUCUCACCCCUGAAGCUCAGUUUAUAGUGCACUGAUGAACUAACUGAGAGGAUGCGUGUGUAUGCGUGUGCAUGCCUGAGUGUGCUUUUUGGGGAGGGGUGUUUAUUUUUAGUACCCCAUUCUGGGGUUCUCUGAUGCAGUGUGGAUGUGAAGACAUGGUAUCUUCUGAAGUGUAGCUCUUUCAAAUAUAGUCAAUGCUGGGAAAUGUGA
Molecule: messenger RNA, 2920 nt
Organism: Mandrillus leucophaeus (drill)
Lineage: Eukaryota; Metazoa; Chordata; Mammalia; Primates; Cercopithecidae
Gene: HIF1AN
Product: hypoxia inducible factor 1, alpha subunit inhibitor
Exons: 8
Coding region: 3-1052 (349 amino acids)
Biological process (GO): negative regulation of Notch signaling pathway; peptidyl-aspartic acid hydroxylation
Cellular component (GO): cytoplasm; nucleus
Molecular function (GO): [protein]-asparagine 3-dioxygenase activity; peptidyl-histidine dioxygenase activity; ankyrin repeat binding
Source: RefSeq, a predicted model, not a curated record